This is a messenger RNA of Penicillium nucicola, 2415 nucleotides long. RefSeq names its product putative ATP-dependent RNA helicase (Hrh1). Gene Ontology annotation, cellular component: catalytic step 2 spliceosome; intracellular anatomical structure. Bases 1 to 2415 code for a protein of 804 amino acids. The record is from RefSeq and is a predicted model, not a curated record. Gene Ontology annotation, molecular function: RNA binding. The transcript has 2 exons. NCBI's taxonomy places the organism in Eukaryota, Fungi, Ascomycota, Eurotiomycetes, Eurotiales, Aspergillaceae.
AUGCCCGAGAAAGUCCGCACUGUCUUUGUUGACUCUGACGACGAAAAGGUCGUGUCUAAAAAGACUACAGCGCCACCUACCGAAGAGCCGGCGCGGAAGAAGAGGAGAGAUAACAAGCGAAAGCGCGAUGAGCCCGAGACCAAUGGCGCUGUUCAAGAGAAACCAACUGAAGCCCCUGCGCCCGUGCAGGUAGAAAAGGCCGACAAUACACCUGAAAAACCAGAAGAAAAACCCCAAACCAAUGGCGCAUCAUCGAAAUCAAAGCCGAAACACAAGACCAAAUCCCUUACCGACACAAAAACCAACUUCAUAUCUCUACGAGAGAAGGCAAAGGCCCUUCUUGAGACCCGUCGCAAUCUACCUAUCUUCGCAAAUGCCGAUGAGAUCCGCACCUACCUCCGCGAACAAGAUGUGAUGCUGCUGGUUGGUGAAACCGGUAGCGGAAAGAGUACCCAAAUCCCACAGUUCCUGGUGGACGAGUUCUGGUGUCGGCCUGUGCCAACGCAAAUCACACGCAAUGGGAAGACAGAUAAGAAGCAGAUUGGAGGGUGUAUUGCGAUCACACAGCCUCGUCGUGUCGCUGCAAUCUCACUGGCCCGGCGUGUAGCUGAGGAAAUGGGCACACCACUUGGAAAUCAUUCGCCUGCUAGUAAGGUCGGGUACUCCGUGCGAUUCGAUACUUCGACAUCGCCUAGUACUCGGGUGAAAUUCUUGACAGAGGGAAUGCUGCUCCAGGAAAUGCUUCAUGAUCCAUUUUUGACUAAAUACAGCGCUAUCGUUGUCGAUGAGGUCCACGAACGAGGUAUCAACGUGGAUUUAGUGCUUGGAUUCUUGCGCAAUCUUGUGGCUAGCAAAUUCGAAGGUCGUGGUGGUGUUCCGCUCAAGGUGGUAGUCAUGAGUGCUACGGCGGACAUGGAGAGUCUGACUGGAUUUUUCCAAGAAGCAUAUAAGCUUCCUGAGCCAGCCCCGAAGUCCAUCGAGAAUGGAACAGAAGCCGAUAAAAUGGACACCUCUGAUUCGAAAGAGAUUGCCGCAUGCCAUAUCAAGGGUCGGCAAUUCCCUGUCAAGACGAUCUAUUCGCCCCAGCCAGUGCAUGACUUUGUGGAUGCAGCUCUAAAGGUCAUUUUCCAGAUUCAUUGCAAGGAGCCGAUGCCUGGUGAUAUCUUGGUCUUCCUGACCGGUCAGGAGACAGUGGAGGCCUUGGAACAUUUGGUGAACGAGUAUGCCUUGGGUAUGGACCCGACGCUUCCCAAGAUUCAAGUUCUACCUCUAUUCGCCGCAUUGCCACAGGCUGCUCAGCAGCGGGUGUUCAUGCCAGCUCCACCACGCACACGAAAGGUCGUAUUGUCCACCAAUAUUGCUGAGACUUCAGUCACUGUGUCAGGUGUGCGCUACGUCGUUGACUGUGGCAAGGCCAAGGUCAAGCAGUUCCGUACUCGACUUGGUUUGGACUCGCUCCUUGUCAAGCCCAUCUCCAAAUCAGCCGCCAUCCAGCGAAAGGGCCGUGCCGGUCGUGAAGCUCCUGGACAAUGCUUCCGGCUAUACACUGAAAAAGACUAUCUCGCCUUGGACGAGACCAAUACCCCCGAAAUUCUUCGAUGCGAUCUGAGCCAAGCGCUUCUGAACAUGAAGGCGCGUGGUGUUGACGACAUCGUUAAAUUCCCAUUCCUCACCCGGCCACCCCGCGAAGCCCUUGAGAAGGCUCUUCUCCAGCUUCUCAAUAUCGAGGCUCUGGAGGAGACAGGCACGAUCAGUAACGUUGGUCAACAAAUUGCCAAGUUGCCCUUGACACCAACCCUGGGUCGUGUCCUAUUAGCAGCUGCCGAGAACGGACCAGAAUGCUUGAUUGAUGUCAUUGACAUCAUUUCCUGUCUGAGUGUCGAGAACAUCUUCCUUAACACAACGUCCGAAGAAAAGAAAGAAGCUGCAGAGGCAGCACGUCGCGAUCUCUACCGCCGAGAAGGUGACCAUUUAACAAUGCUGGCGACCGUGCGUGUCUACGCCGCUGAGCACUCUGACCGUAAGGCCUGGGCAGAGCGACAUCUAGUCUCACACCGAGCAAUGCAAUCCGUUAUGGACGUCCGCAAACAACUCCGAAUGCAGUGUCGGCAAGCAAAGCUCCUCUCUGGCGAACUUUCCAACUCUGUCUCUUCACACGAUCCUUCUCCUAUUCUCAUCCUCCAAAGUUUCCUUGCAGGUUUUGCAACUAAUACCGCCCGUCUCGUCCCCGACGGUAGCUACCGCACUAUUGUCGGAAACCAGACGGUUGCUAUUCACCCAUCCAGUGUACUGUAUGGAAAGAAGGUCGAGGCCAUCCUGUACAAUGAGUUCGUGUUCACCAACCGCAGUUAUGCUCGUGGUGUCAGUGCUGUGCAGAUGGACUGGGUCGGUGAAGCUCUGGUUGGGAAGGAGUGA